AUUCAAUAAAAUUAAUUUUUAUUUUUCUUCUCUUUAUUUUUCUAUCGGCGACCAAGAAUGAUUAACAAUAUAAUUAUUGAUUAUAAAAAAUGAACGCUACGUGUUUGGUUAAAUGCCCGUGUGAGAAUGGAAUGAUGAAGCAACACCAGUGCUCCCGUCACGCUGCAGGUGGCAUAGCAUAUGAUUUUAAUGAUGAGCGUGGCAGAGGGACACCGCCACCACCACCACCACCACCACCACCCACGCUUUUUGCCCUUUGCCUUUUUCAUACAUAAAGCAUUUUUGUUUCAUUUUCAUCCCCUUGUUCCUAGGUAGAAAGUUUUGUAGAAUAUGUCACGCAAGAUUGGUUUGACUCUUAUUAAAUGUCAAAACCUGAC
Molecule: messenger RNA, 377 nt
Organism: Rubroshorea leprosula
Lineage: Eukaryota; Viridiplantae; Streptophyta; Magnoliopsida; Malvales; Dipterocarpaceae
Source: the annotation of a GenBank genome assembly